UCCGUGUGUUUCCUGUCUUAAGUGAGAGGUUUAGUGCUGAGUUGUGAGGAUGUAAAACACAUCAUACUGCAAACAUGAGUUGGUACUCCAUUGUUUAAUAUGCUGGUGUGCUUGGGAGUUUAUGUAUCUCACUCCUGAAGGUUUAUUAGCUACGGUGGGCUGCCAUUAUGGUGCUGUGGUCCUAAGGUUUAGGGUACAGUAAUGGCAGGUAUAUGGUUAAAGGCCUGGACACUGUAUCUUAUACUGGCACUUGGUGCUUCAGACCCACCACCAGUACCUCAAGAGAAACUUUAUGACUUCAAAAGGAACCUCUUGGGUUUGGAUAAAUGCAAUGCCUGCAUCGGAACUUCCAUUUGCAAGAAGUUUUUCAAGGAUGAAAUAAGGUUUGAAAGAUGGCUGACAGCGCCGCCUAAUCUAUCUACAGCAGAUGAGCGGUCAUACGAGGCAAACUACACGGACAGCACGGCAGGCUGGAGGACGGUGGUGGUGUCUCACUUAAUGUCUUCUCACCUGCAGCAGAGAUCAGACAAUAGCAUUUGCAGCUCAGCAGGCAAAGGGAAAUCCUGUAGCAUUGAAGCCGUCCUCAGGGCCACUCCACGCUUCCAACGUUGGGUUCAUUCCAACCUGCUGCUUCCCAGCAUGGUGAAGGGUCUGGCCACCCCAAUGCUGCGCUGUCCAUCACAAAGGCUGCUGGACCGCAUUGUACGACGCUACUUUGAAGUGAUUGAUGUGGGCAGUGUGCAGAUGAAGCACUUCACUGAAAAGGACAAACUUAGACUUCUUUAUACCCUGGCUGUCAAUCAACAGGCCCUCAUCCUACAGAUGUUUCCAGGCACGGAGGGUUGGCCCUUCCUGCGCUAUCAUGGCUCCUGUGGAAGGGUGAUGGUGUGGGCAGGGAGCACACCCAUAAGGAGCCUGUUCUCCUCUCUACUGGAACUGCGAGCUGACGUAGCAUACCAGCUUCUUCACAUCACCCAAAGUCUGAGCUCCAACAGCCUUCAGUUCAACCUCUUCUACACCAAUGUCACAGAGGACAUGUUUGGGACUUUGGAAGACGGCAGGGUCUUCAUCGUUGACACCGGUACCAUAGGGAUCAUCGAUUUAAAGGAAGGAUAUCCUCCUGAUGAACGCUUGCAAACCAAACACAUUGAUGUCUUCUCCUGUCUAACUGGAUCUUGUGAGCAACCUCCACCGUGCGAGACUGUCCGAGCGGCACAGAGUUUUAUCCUGCUCUGUAAACAUGUCCUCCACAACCUGCUCGGUCCUAAUGAUGUACGGUCUCAUCAGCUUCCCAGAGCAGCACUCAAGGAGCUCACAAUCUGCUCGGACCAAUCUCAGUCUGACCGGAGAAUAAUGGAUGCCGUCCAAGCCCUGAAAAACAUUUUACAGUCCCUAAGACCAUGCAGUCCUCUCUAUGGAUACAGGUACCCUGAAUGCCUCUAUAGUGACAAAUUCUAGACCUAUACAACCGUUGACUUAAAAAGCUUUUAAGAAAAAAAUGAUUGAGUUUCAGAAAGAGCAGCGGAGAGGUCUAAAAAUGGUCAUGGACAUUUAAAGGUGCACUGUGGGACUUUUAAAAGGAUCUCUUUGAUAGAAAUGCAAUAUAACUAAAUUAAAGGAAUAGUCUACUCAUUUUCAAUAUUAAACUAUGUUAUUACCUUAACUAAGAAUUGUUGAUACAUCCCUCUGUCAUCUGU
Misgurnus anguillicaudatus (oriental weatherfish) is the source of this 1697-nucleotide messenger RNA. RefSeq names its product divergent protein kinase domain 2B (gene dipk2b). Lineage: Eukaryota; Metazoa; Chordata; Actinopteri; Cypriniformes; Cobitidae. The record is from RefSeq and is a predicted model, not a curated record.